Messenger RNA from Pangasianodon hypophthalmus (striped catfish), 1212 nucleotides. RefSeq lists its product as uncharacterized. Bases 133 to 996 code for a protein of 287 amino acids. The transcript has 3 exons. The record is from RefSeq and is a predicted model, not a curated record. NCBI's taxonomy places the organism in Eukaryota, Metazoa, Chordata, Actinopteri, Siluriformes, Pangasiidae.
CACGUCAGGGCGGAAGUCUCCGCAGCGAUUGGUCCUGAAUGACCCGCCCUCAGAGCCGCCAUUUUUAAAACAAAACAAAAGUGUUGAUGUUGUACAGAGACAUUCCUGAGGACAGGGGACUGGAUUAGAGACAUGGAGAAGUGGACUGAUGAAGAUGUGCAGGCUCUGCUGAACAUCUACGCGGAGGAGAACAUUCAGAAAGAGUUUGAAUCUUCAGCCCGGAACGCGAAAGUGUACCAGAAGAUUUCUGCUCGUCUGGGAGAGAUGGGGAUCCAGCACAGUCCUCAGCGGUGCCGAGAGAAGAUCAAGAAGAUGAAGCAGGAUUAUAAGAAGAUUAAGGAUUAUAACCGGGUGAACGGGUCCAACCGGAGGAGCGGGAAGUGGUUUGAGAGGCUGGACGCGAUCCUGGGAGAGCGGGGAGAGCGGGGUCCGGACUCGGGCUGCGGGGAGAGCGGGGAGAGCGGGGACUGUGUGUCCGUGCUGCUGGAGCCGCUCACUGACCGACACACGGGCUUCCUGGAAGAGGAAGAGGAAGAGGAAGAGGAAGAGGAGGAAGAGGAGGAGGAGGAGGUGGUGUCCUUCACCGAGGACGAUCAGUACUCAGAGCUCAGCUUCGGCUCCCCCGCCGCCCCCAGCAGGCCCACCUGCCGCCCCACCUGCCGCCCCACCUGCCGCCCCACCUGCCGCCCGCCCGCUCAGCCACGCCUCCGAGCUCCACGCCCGGGGAAGAGGAAGCGGGAUGGAGACGUGCUGGAGGUGAUGAGGCAGCUGGAGGAGGAGCAGAUGGAGGGUCUGAGGCGGGAUUAUGAGCAGAGGGAGCGUCACUUCCAGCUGCUGCUGCAGCACAUUAAGGAGGAGUUCUCCGUGCGACAGGAGGAAGCCGCUCAGGCCAGACGACAGCAGAGAGAGUUUCAGCAAUCUGUCCUGACGCUCCUCCAUCAGCUCGUCCACGUCCUCAGCAGCAGAACCGCCCCCUCGUCCCCGCCCCUCGACUAGCGCCGCUCUUCCUCCCUCCUCCCACACCUUCUCACGUCACGUUAUUUUUUUUAUUUUUGAUAAAUCUCUGAUUUGCACCGUGUUGUUUAAUCGCACUUUAAACGUAGCUUUCAGUCUUUAUUGCUGUGAUUCAGGAGCAUUAUUUUCUUUUUAUCUUCUCGUAUUCUAUUAUUGUAAAAUAAUUCACCUGAUUAAACCUUUUCAGCUUUUACUCCA